This is a messenger RNA of Acanthoscelides obtectus, 4507 nucleotides long. The record is from the annotation of a GenBank genome assembly. NCBI's taxonomy places the organism in Eukaryota, Metazoa, Arthropoda, Insecta, Coleoptera, Chrysomelidae.
CGUUAACAAUAUAAUCAUAAGCUACUUGAUUUGCAACAGUGGUCGACAUUACGUUGACCAAUAAACAUAAAGCAAUUACUAUGGAGUAAUAAAUACGUUUCCGUGGUCAUGUUAGGGUAACAAUGAUCAAAUUUCAAGUAUGAAUAGUUUUAACAAUGCCCUUAUUCUGGUCAACUUAUACUACAUGCUACUCUAUUGCACUGUAAGAUGUACGUCGAUGUCCGAUCACAAAGCUUGGGAGAUGCUUCCGUCGGGCGACUGUGGCAUAGGGAGGAAACCGGUUCGAAUAACAAAUGGCAAAGAAGCUGAUUUAGGGCAGUUUCCGUGGAUCGCUAGGCUCGGAUACGAGGACGGGCAAGCAAUUAAGUUUAAAUGCGGCGGUACGCUACUGAACAAAUGGUACGUCAUCACAGCUGCCCAUUGCUUGAAGGAAAACGAAGAAAAAUUGAAAGUCAUCCGUCUUGGAGAAAACGUAGAAAACGAAGAAUUAUGCGACAAAGCAGCUUGCUCUCUGCCAGUACAAGACAUACCUGUUGCUUCCAUCAUGAUACAUGCCGAGUAUAACACAAUUACGUCGAAAAAUGAUAUAGGACUAAUUGCACUGAGGAAAUCAGCCAAUUAUACUGACUUCGUUAAGCCCGUUUGCCUACCUCGCGGCGAUCUCACGAAUGAGAACCAUCUAGGCGAAGAAGUGACAGUAGCAGGAUGGGGAGUGAUAGACUCCUCAACCGAAGAAACCUCCCCUGAACUUCUAUUCGUGAAUAUCCCGGUGGUAGAACUGGAUGUGUGUCGGAAGAUAUACAAAUCGAUAGAGCUGGAUGAUACUCAGUGGUGUGUGGGGAAGAAUACGGGAGAAGAUUCUUGCAGCGGAGAUUCGGGAGGGCCUUUGAUGAACUGGAAAGCUAAAGGAGGGAGCAAGCAGUAUUUCCUGCUGGGUAUUGUCUCGUUUGGCCAAUCAUAUUGCGGAGAGAACCCAUCAGUCUACACUAACACCAACCAUUUUAUGCUCUGGAUUCUGGAUAAUAUUCUGGCUCACCGCAAACGUGUAGAAAAAAUGAAGAGCAGAUCGCCAAAGAACGAAGUCAGGAAUAUGCUUAAAGUUUCCGUUGACAAACAGCAUAGUGGUAUGCUAACAUAUCAACCGAUUAAAUACCAGAAGACGUUAUAGCGACUGGAUAUGGUUCUACAACCAUGCUUAGUUCCAAAUAUACAGUUUAUAUUUAUUUUUAUUUCUGUCACGAUACAAAAUUUUGUUCAUAAUUUGGUGGCAAAUGUUCUUAAAAAAUCACCGAUGCUCUAUUGUUAUAUCCCAACUAACAAUUAUCACUCCUAUUAGAGUUGCAAGAAUGAUUAUACAGUAUUCCUUAAACAGCAUUGUAUACUGUAAGAACAUUGGCAAAACCCUCUUUGAACAACUAUACAAGCGGAAUGGGCACACCUAAUAGGACACUUCAGUCAUUUAACACAUUGGCUGCCAUGUGAAACACCGGUGAUACACAGGCAUGUUUAACUCAGAGGCCACGUGACUCACAUGUGUUUCACAUGCAGCAUACUUCUAAAUUAGAGAUAUAUCCGCUUGGCUUGUGAAUUAGGUUUAACUACUUAUACUGUGGCAUACUGAUAAUAUAGACAACUCAUUGAGAUAUAUCAAAUCACUGGUUGCCUACCUUUGUAGGGUAAAUUUACGACUGCACUUUUACUAUAUUCGGGUUGGUUCUUAUACAGAUUUUGCGGUUUAUGGGUUAUGAGUGCACAGCUAAAAAGAGGGGAAAUUGUGGGGAAGGAAAACACUACAGGACUCGUUAUAGGUAAAUGGAAAGACAAAAGGGAUGUUCCGUUCUUGAGUACUAAGCACACGCUGGAUAUAAAGGCCACUGGGAAGAAACACAGAAAGAGCGAGGAGGUAAAGAAACUUUCUGCCAUAUUAGAAUAUAAUGCUGGUAAAGAUGGUAUAGAUGUUUCUGAUCAAAUGGCUAGCUACUUUUCGCCACUCCGGAAAACAAUUAGAUGGUAUCAUAAACUAAUGUUCGAAAUUCUCCUGAAUACGGCUGUCAUCAAUUCUCUUAAUAUUUGCAAGCACUUCAAAAAACAAAACAUACAAAUUGGUGCUUUUAGAGAGAUGUUCAUUGAGAGCCUUACUCAAGUCCCAAGUGUCCCAGUACAUGAAGAUAAACAUAGUCUGAUCAGUACAGAAGAAAGAACAGCAGACGGGAGAAAGAAAAGGAAGAGAUGCAUUUCAUGUUAUGAGAAAAAAGCCAGAGAAGGAGGACGAGUUGUGGGAAUGAAACAAGCUAAACUGGUCUCUACCAAGUGCGGGCAAUGCAAUAUUCAUUUAUGUUUUACUUGUUUCACUGAAAAACAUUAGUUUUAUUUUCUAUUUCUUCUGUGAUCACCGGUGAUACUGAUGGCACUGGAGAAAUACCGAUUAACCUGUAUGCCAGGUGUAUCACCGGUGAUUUUAAUUUUUUGCAGAAAAAAACAUCUUUUUUGAGUUGUUUAUACGUUUUUUAUGCCAAUAAAGCUUUCGUAACCAUGCUUUUGUGAUAAUUUGGCUUUGGCCUCUAAUAAAUGAAAAUGACCCCUUAUGGGGGCAGCCAAAGUGUUAAGAGGUUGUAUAAGGGCUGCAGGUAACAGUUAUAAAACAAAAGUGUAAGCCUCUUGCAGCCGCUAUAGAACAUUUAUGUCGAUGCAAGAUUCAGUUUUUGUCAACUAUUCAACUAUUCUGUUACAUGAUUCUACUUUAUUGCAACCAAACUAUUCCUUAUCUAUUGUAUAGACGAUGUGAAGAAUAUAUAACUAACACAUUACAGUCAUCUUGUUUACUUUCAUAUCGGCCAUUGUGAAUUUCAUACACAGGUAUAUGAUAAACUUCUACACUGUGAUAUAAGGCUAUUUAAUUACUUGCGCAGCAAAUUUUAUUGUGAUUAUCGUACAAAUUAGUUACCCAAUUUCUACGGGCUUCGUAUUUGAUUCAUAUUUUGACAAUGAUCAAAAGUAUUUCUAGAUUUUGAAGAUGGAAAACUGAACUUAUCUGCGUUAAAUCUUCCACAAAUCCUAUAUUUAGACACAAUUACACUAAUGUUUAUCUCUUUAUAUCUGCAAUUUCGAACUGAAACAUAAUUAUUUAAUAUUAAAUAGAGGAAUAAAUGUUUGCCCAAUAUGGCGGGUGGUUGUGUACAAUCAUGGCAUCGUCCAUGUUGUCUUUAGGUUAUUAGAAUAUUUUGGUGUUGCCUGCAGGUGUUAUACAACAAUUUGUCAAAUGUCUGAAAUGAAAUACCGACAGAGUCGAAUGAUUUACCCAGAAUUUGUACCAGAUCUAUAUCUUCUGUUUGAACAGUUGAUAAAACCUUUUGAACCAAUAUGCAUGCGUUGUUUGUCUUAAAACAUUGGUUAUGGCAUUUUACAAAAAUAUGACAGCAGAUAGUUAGGUUAUGGUGAAGUUGUUUACCAACAUAUUUAGCAUAUGUACAGCCUUUAACAGUUACUGAACAACAGUUGUAUAAGUGCUUCCGUUGGGAGCAAUUUGUUGGCUAAAGUAGUAAAUUGCACAGCAAAACAACAAGGCUCGGGUUUGUUUUAUAAACGUUACCAUGGAUGCCACAACACAACCAUUUUGACUAACGUGCAAAUAUGCCGUAUAAAAUAGUUGAAUAAACGUUUAUGCAACAGUUAAAAAUUUCCUCUAUAAGAUGUUGUAUAACUAUGCUAUAAGAAUAUUUUAAACACCUCAUUUUAGAGCAAAUAUGUUGCAGAAAGGAAACUUGCAUUCCACACAACAUUCAGCCAGCAUUUUGGUGUUCAGGCAACAACAAUAGAGAGCUUUUAUGGCUGAACGGUUCUUUUACAAAAAGUUUAUAACACUACUUUGCUAGUUGAGAUCCUACAUAACCAUGAUAUUUUAUAGAUUCGGUGUGAAUGAUUAUGAACUUGAUGUAAGUUACUUAGCUAAUAUUUAGUUAAAUCCAUAUACCACUGACGUCGUAAUGUAUACGAGAAAAAAGAGUGAAAGGCGUGCAAUACGUGUGCUAGAAGGAGAUAGAAGCACCUCUUUGCCUAGGGACCCGAGUGACGAGGUCACAGAUGCAGCUGCGGCUUACCAUACGAAUUGCACGCUUCUGGCGGUGGCACCCGAAUUUGAUACUCACAGGUAGUACUUGGAUAUGAAUAUUCUUUAGUUGUAACUUCAAAUGACCUGGCCUGGAUUUUGUAGUUAUUAUUGUGAGCUGUAUAGAGGGUUGCAAGCAACGUGAAUUCUUAAAAUAUCGUCUGUGGUUACAUAAUUUUAAAAAUUCCCUAACCUCCAUGGAUAGUUCUGAUAUAUUCUACCAGAUAUAUAUUUUAGCGAUAUGCUUUAAGAGUUUUCUUUAACGAUAAAAUUAUAUAGAAUAAAAUUUUUUAUAAGAUAUAAAGUAUUUUAUUAGAUAAUACGGUCCCUGUUGGAGACUAUGUGCAGAUAGAACAAAACUAGUUUGUUCGUUUACCUCCAGUCACCUGCCGUUGUGUCAGC